GAUCGGUCUCAACCCGAAUAGCACAAUGGUUACGUCCCAGACUGUGGGACUGUGUAACGCGGUUUUGAAUCCACUAAGGAAAAUCAGAUUCUUAUAGAUUGCAAAUAUGCCUUACCGAAGAGUGCUGGCUAACAUGAAACCUUGAUCCAGAGUUUCCUGCUAGCUCCAAUCGUCUAAUAUACUGCUUAUUGACACUAUACUCUUAUCUAAUCGUUUCCUAUUAUUUUAUUUGUUUUAAAUUAUCAUCUUGUAUAUACAGGAAAUAGUUGACUUAAAACAAUCCGGAUUUUACGAUAUCUCAGGUUAUGGUUUUGCACAGUACACUAAUUUAAAAAUGCUCCACUCUUAUCUUUCCAAAUUUGAUCAUCUGUACAAAUUCCCUACAUUACCAUCGGAAUUAUCAUCAGAAGUAUUGCUAGUCUCUCAAUUAUCUAAAAUAGAUACGGAAAAUAUUAAUCCAUGGGAUGCAUUUAUUUUCAAUAACGGAGUGGCUGUGUUUUGGAAUAUGCCUGAGGAAAAUCACCAAUUAUUGUUAAAAGAAUUUCGUCAGUUCAGUGAAGGAAUUUUAGAAGAGAAUCUAAUUGAACGUGAAGAUUUAAGAUAUUGUUUAACCAAUGAUCAUACCCGUGUUGUCAGUGAAGACAUUUACUUACAUAUUCCAUCAUUCGAAGAUGUGUCACAUCACACAGAACAACAAUCGCACAAAGUGAGGUAUAAAAAAUGUUGUUUGUAUGGUAUUAAUUUUUAAUUUAUUAGGAUCUAACAUUACAAGACCAAUAUCCAAAGGUAGCAUCAACUCCUUUGACUGACGAUAAUUCACUGUUGGAAAAAUUUGCAUUUUCUGAUGCUUUAGCCUUGUCAGGUAGGCCUUUUUUCCUUUUUUAGAUUUUAUUUUUAAAAAAUAUUUCCUUCAUUUGAGAUCAUGAACUGAUCAAUGUUAGACCACCGUUGGAAACCUGGAAGCACUGGACGGCCAUUUCAUUUUAUUAUGGAAAUACUCAGCAGUGUGCACCCACGAUCUCACAAUCGUGGCUCAAACGUAGGACCUUUUGGUCCCGCGCGUGAAAUAUGAACCUCCAGACCAUUCAGCUGGCAUCCACUGGUGUUAAUGUCUAAUUUCAACCAAUCCACGAUAUUGUGUGGCCAUCUUCCAUUGUGCUCCAUAGAUAACUGCCUCACAUCUGACAUUGAUCCGUUCAUGAUCUCAACAGUUCCUUUUAUUAUUUAUUGUUAUUGCAUGGAUAAAACUAAGUGUUGUUAUUUUUAAUCAAUCUAUGGUUUCAUAAAAGAAAUUAUUUUAUCCUAUAAUUUACUGAGGUUGUAUGCAUUAUUGGCUGCACUGUUAUCGUUAUGUGUUGAAAUCUUAGUGCUAUAAAUUGAAUAAGUAUCACACUAAUGACAUUGAAUGUUAACUGCAUUAUAUCAGGGAUUUAUUGAAGUUUAAAAUGCUGUAGACUAUUAAGUUUUUCAUUUAAAAUAAGUUGAAAUUCACUGUCCGUAAAUCUUCAACAACUAAAGUUACCUGAAUGAGGUUCAUACAGUUAUCAUAACUAACUAGUCGGAGACAUUCAUUGAUAUUGUCUAGAAUGAAUAAUAAUGAAACAGAUUCAUUCACUUUUUGUCCUCCAUUAGAUCUUGAGUUUUUAAAUUAUCUUAUGCUGCUUUUAAUUCCUCAAAUUUGUACUUUCUUCGCUAACCAUCAAAUGAAUAUGACACGUUUCAACUUGAUUCAUAUUGUCUUUGACUAUUAUUUUCCACUAUCACUGGUACCUUUGUUAUUCUUCUACUACACUGAUAUUUAUCUUGACAUUAUGAGUUUCUAAUUUAAUAUUCUUUUUGUGAUUUAAAUCAAGAAUCAAUGAUUUGAUUACAGAUUUCUCUUUUUUCGUCUCAAUGUUAUUACAUACUACUUUUUGUUAUUUUAUAGCCACCUUAUAAUUUCACAUAUAUACUACACAUUGAAAUUUGCUCAUUACAUAAUAAUGGCACUAUCUACCUUCUCAGAUCUCAGUAAAUAUGAUGAUACAUAUUUAAAGCUGCAAUCUGUUGAUUAUAAACCAUAGUGUUUAGAUUCAAUUCACUUACUUAUUUACUUAGGCCUGUUACCCCUCGUGGAGGAGAAUAGGCUUCCACCAGCAUUCUCCAUCAAACUCUAUCCUGGGCAAUUCUUUCCUGUUGUUAUUCAUCCUUUUGAUGUCUGCUUCCAAUUCUCGACGAAGUUUAUUCUUGGAUCUUCCUCUUUUUCAUUUCCCUUCAGGACUCCAAGUUAGGGCUUGCCUCGUGAUAUAGUUUGAUGAUUUCUUCAAUGUAUGUCCUAUCCACUUCCAUCGUUUUUCCCUAAUUCCCUCUUCAGCUGGAAGUUGGUUUGUCCUCUCCCACAGUAGGCUGUUGCUAAUGAUAUCCGACCAAAGGACAUCCAGUAUCUUGUGUAGACUAUUGUUUAUAAAUACCUGUAAUUUUUUGAUGAUGGUUGUAGUAGUUCUCUAAGUUUCACUUCAGUACAAAAGGACUGUCUAGAUAUUCCUAUUGAAGAUUCUCACUUUGAUAUUGGUUGAUAAUUGUUUUAAGUUCCAUGUGUUCUUCAACCAAUUGUUUAACUAUCCAAGUAGAGAUUAUAAUUUUAUAUGAGUUAUAACUACCGUGUUGAUCUUCAUUGUUUGUUUAUAUAGAGAAUUAAGUCACUGGUUCAUUCAUAAUAGACAAUGAUUCAUAGUGUAUUUUUAAAAAUUGUAUUUGAUUGUAGAAUAGUGAUUUUCUUCUGUGAACAUUUAAUUAUUUUUUAUGGUUUUCACAUUUUUUUAAACUGCACAUCAUAAUGUGUUUAGUGAAACUCUCUCUAUUAGAGAAUGGAUUCGAUACAGCAGUUGUUGAAAUUGAACCAUGGAUCGAAGUAAGUGACUAGUUGAUUGUUAAUACUUUCUUUUUUUUCAUGCUUCUUAUUUUGAUUUACUCAGCUAUCUUUUUUCCCCGACCGAAGCUGCUACCUUGACUCGGUGGUCGGGCUUGCCUAUCGUGAUGACCCAACCGAGCUAUAUUGGCUGGAACAUAUGUUCCUGUAGGUUCUACCAUGCCAGGCAGGUCGAUUGGAGAACGGUAAGACUAAAAGCAGCAACUCAAGGUCUGAGGGCGAAGUCGUACUGCUGACUGUAGAGAGGUGUGACAGCAGUAAGGUGUUUCCCUCGGACAACCAGCAUCUGCAGCGAUGCCGCCUUCCCACAAGGAGGGGUGGGGUUAGAAAAGGUCGACCCUAAAAAUGUCACACCUCACCUUACCUCACGGAUUUCCGUCUCCGGCGGUAAGGCCCUUUGAAGAACGGAGCUAACACGUCAAAAACCUUCCACAAAAAGGCCGUGCGCGACCCGCCUCAAGCAGUUGUCCCUUGGGGUCUGCGGUCACGCUCCCAGGUCGUAAAGACCAACACUAAUCCAAUUUCCUUUUCAGGUUCCUCAAGAAAUACCCUUCCACGGUGUGGGCAUCCGAGAAGUGAUAUCAGCCCUCAUACCCGUAACAGCACCCGUAACGGCUAUCUUUUUUCUCGAUUCGAACUCUUGAUUGUUUUAUUAAUUUGCAUUCAAUUUAUCAGUGAAAAUAACUAGGUAUUCAGUUUGUAGCUUGAAUACAUUAUAGAUCGACCUUAGUUGAUGUAUCAGUGAUGACCAAGGAGAUAAAUCCCUGGCUAUUUCGUCUUUAUUUGGAAAGGCCUACGUGUAGUGUGCACUCAACAUCUUCAAGGAGUGAACACAAUGUGUUCAAGUUUCGUGAUGAACGCCUAACUGUUAAACCAUUAGGUUAGCAUUCAGUUGUUUAUCUUUCUAGCUUCAACCAACUCGGGAUUAUUUAAUGACUUUGGUAACAACUGUUUUUGUUUCCGACUUAUCUGGACUCUGUCAGUUACAACUUUACAUUCAAAUUACAAAAAACUCGUCUCGAAGUAAAUCGCCAAUCAAAAUACUAUUGUAGUUUUGUCAAACGGAAUUUUUACGGAGACUAUCACUUAUAUAUGAAAAUAAUGUUCAAAAAACUUUUAACAAAAUUAUAGGUAUCAGAAGGAGUUUUUUGUGGAUAUUAUAAUAAUUUUAAUAGUUGAGAUCAUGAGUCAAUUGAAGCUAGACCACCAUAGAAAACCUGGAAGCACUGGACGACUAUUUCGUCCUGUUAUGGGAUGACUCCUCAGCAGUAUAUAUUCACGAUCCCGCCUCGCGAGAUUCGAACCCAGGAUCUACCGAUCUCACGCACGAACGCUUAACUUCCAGACCACUGAGCCGUCCAGUGCCUCCAGGUUUUCCAUGGUGGUCUAGCUUCAAUAAACUUGUGAUCUCAACUAUUAAAAAAACUAUACGUAUUUAACGCUGGUAAAGUUGUUUAAGUAAAUAACUAUAAUCACAUUCAUGUGACUAGAUUGAACUGCAUGAAUUUCGUCUUCUAUUUCAAAUUCUUGUCAAUAAUAAAUUUGGUUUCUUAGGCGAAUAUAAAAAGAGAAAAUCACAACUAUUUCUUUUUCGAAAGUGAAAGUAAUAUUUCAGGAAUCAUUUUGUUAAUGAUUAUCAAAGUUAAAUGCAACUGAUGUAUCUUAUCUUAGAACAAUAAAACAAUGUACUGAACAAAAUGAAGAAAAAUAAAGUGAUAAAUUAUAAUAAAAGUAGUAACGAUCUCAUCUGGUCAAAAAAAAAUUUUGAAUGAAGUAAUGGAAACUUAUUCAUGAAACAUUCAACCAUAACAUUUACAGAAUAAUAUAGAGAAUCAAUGUAUAGUUAUGACAAUCCAAUCGAUUUUGUGUCAUAAUAUCAUUCAAUGAGUAUUAUGUAGGUAGGUAAGUAGGUACGUAUCAAUUUGAUAGUUUAUAUUUAUCAGUGAAUAUCGACCAAACCAAUGAAUUCAAUCAUUUCACUGAAACUAAUGUUAUAUGUUUGUUUAGUAACCGUUAAUACUGAACGUAACUUGAUCAUUAUAUUGUUUGUUUUUUCAAAUCAAAACAUGGUUAUAUUUUUGAAUAUUUUUAAUUAAUGUAAAAGUGAAUUUUGUUGUGAUGGAUGGUGUCCAAAAUCUGAUACUGAUACACGUGUUGCUAUGCACUAACCUCCAACUGACUACUUGAGCGGGAACUCAAGAGUAAGCGAAAAAGUGCAUUGGAAUACCGAAUAAAAUGCACAAAUAUCCAUUCAUAAAUAUAUACAACCACACAAUUCUUAAGAAAUUGACCCAUUUCUCAGCCAAUGAAAUGCAUUUGUCCUUUAGGUCACUUCUGAUUACCAUCAAAUUGACCUUCUCAAUGAGUUACUUUUGACUGGCUCUCCAUAUCAAAUUUCUUUUGAUGUUUUGUAAUCUCAUUUAACCAUUCAGUCAGUUAACAUUUGAAAUUCUAUCUUCACUAUUAACAUGAACCUGUAAAAGUUGUUUUAUUCUCUGAAAAUGCAAAUUAUAUAAAAUUAAGAAAUGCUAGAAAAAAAUUUAUCUUUCUAUUCAGUUGAAAUAUUCGAAAUAAUUUAUUAUCGAAAAUAUUUUUGAAUUUUUGUAAUGAUGACCAUGUUUUUGAGUUGUCAAGACAAAUAAAUCAACUGACGACUAAUCCAGGAUGUAUAAUAAUGAUUUAAUGUUGUCGAUUUAUUGUUGCUAAUACGAUCGAUCCAAAUAAAAUGAGUAUCGAAAGAUAACGUAAUUAAUCAAUGUUAUAUGCCUUUAAGAAUUCCUUGAUAAUGUCUUUAGAAGCUGAGAAAAAAGCAAAAUGUUUUUGUCUAUUCAUCAUUUAAUGGAAGCUCCUAAGAAAUUUCUAGAAAACUGAUAGAUUGUGUGUCAUAAUCUUGUUGAAUAAUCACCCAUUUCGUUACUAAAUGUAAUCUAUUUUUGUAAUCCUCCAGAAUCUCAAGGCCACACGUAGGCCUAUGAAUAUCCUUGUUUUCUGCAAUUAACUUAACCUUGGAAGAAAAGCUCCGUUUUGUACUUCCCUUCAAAGCACAUUCAAGUACCGGACGUUUCAAUCAGUAGAAUGAUGUUUAAACACAAGAAUAAACAUGAUUUCAAGUCAUUUUGAAAGAUAAUUUAUUAGAAGCUACGAGUUUCGUAGAUCAUUCAAAGACUAUUACGAUUAAGACUUAAUUUUCAGUUAUUACUCUCUCCAUUUCGGGAUCAUUAUUUGCUGUAGAAAAUUUGUCCAGGGACUAGUUAUGCACAGUAACUUGACAAUUAUUAGUUUAAGUCAUUAAAGCGGUAAUUAUAACUUUUUGUGUUUAUCGUCUUUUGUAGAAGAUGAAAACAGGUCGUGGUGCUAGAUUCCGUCAAUCUGCAGUUUUACGAAAAACUGGUGAAUUGUACACAAUUAAGUAGGUUGCUUCUUAUGGUUUAAGGCAUCAAUGCGGUAGUUGUAUGAUAUGAUAUUCUCUAGAGGUUUACUAUUCAACUGUGAGAGUUUUUAAAAUCAUCAACCUAGGAUGCUUUAUCAACAUCACUUUCUAUGGAACGAACACAUAAAUAUCCUGCGUAUAUGUACCACCUGUAUCCCAUAAAUAAAUAUUGGUUUUCCAACCAAGCUUUAAAAAUUAUAUUCAUAAUGUCCGGUCAAAUACCAAGUUAUAGCAGAGAUAUUUUCUCAAUAAGUACCAGUUAUUUUAAAAAAUUUUGGGUUUCAUCAUAUAAUGUGAAAUAAUUUAACUCAUAUUACCAUAUUCAUGUUAGAUAUUUAAAGAAUCAGUACUUUGUGACAAGAAUGUAGAAUAUCUUAAUUGAACAAAUAAGUGUUGGAAACUCUAGGGUCUAAAAUAAUCAGUCCUGAUGGACUAGUUUGUUACAAAAUCUUGGCAUCUAUUCAGAAAGCUCAGUUAGUUUUUAUCAACUCCCAUCACUUAUGAGAUAAACGAUGUCCGUCUUCCAACUAAUGGACUUGUACAUUUUCCAGAAGCUCUCGCUGUUCUAAUUAAUGUCCGUGAAAAUUGGUCAUUAAGAAUAAAGGAAAUUCGUAGGUUACUAGUAUUCGAUCAUAAGUAUCUUUGAAGCAUUGUUCGUGUAUUUUGGGAUCACCGGGUGACCAAUGUUUAGGUUAGGGAUAGGAUACCAAGCAGAGGUGGUAAAUUGGUUGACAGGGUUGUGAAUCCUCAUGGAUCUAAGUCAGUCAGUCAGUAACAACGUAGAACUUCGUACGUACGUACAUCAGUUCGAGUUACCACACCACAUUAGCACAGAGAUGCAGUUGUUGAUUCAAAUCCCGUAGUGGAAGAGGUAAUAGGAGUAUAAGCAGUAAUCGGGAAGAUUAGUGUUUGGAGAUGCUACUUAAAGAGUAUAAUACAGUGAAAUAAAUUUGGGAAGAGAAAAAAAAAGAGACAAGGACGGAUAAGUAGAUCAAGAUUUGGGAGAACACAAAGAGUGUAUGCACCUGCGCCGUUGCAAACGAUUUUGAGCCAUGUCAUCCAAGUUCUCUAACCAUCGGUUGCUAUCAUCUCGCGGUCCCCAACCAGGUAGUCUACACCUACCAACAUGACUCAGUCCACUUGUCAAUGACUUCAUGGACUUGUGCCAUGUUUUGGUCUGGCCGCCCAUAGCUUUCUUCCAACCUACUCCUA
This is a messenger RNA of Schistosoma haematobium, 7550 nucleotides long. RefSeq names its product Required for meiotic nuclear division protein 1, variant 3. The record is from RefSeq and is a predicted model, not a curated record. The transcript is spliced from 4 exons. Gene Ontology annotation, biological process: positive regulation of mitochondrial translation. Bases 335 to 748 code for a protein of 137 amino acids. Lineage: Eukaryota; Metazoa; Platyhelminthes; Trematoda; Strigeidida; Schistosomatidae.